Messenger RNA from Perca flavescens (yellow perch), 2669 nucleotides. RefSeq names its product EI24 autophagy associated transmembrane protein (gene ei24). Bases 220 to 1242 code for a protein of 340 amino acids. Gene Ontology annotation, cellular component: endoplasmic reticulum. Gene Ontology annotation, biological process: macroautophagy. The record is from RefSeq and is a predicted model, not a curated record. The transcript has 11 exons. NCBI's taxonomy places the organism in Eukaryota, Metazoa, Chordata, Actinopteri, Perciformes, Percidae.
CGCAAUGUGUUUCCCAUGGCCCUGCCUGCUUGUAGGGUCUGUUUGGUGUUGUUGUUGUUGACACGUUAAGUGGGCGAAAGAAAGAGUUAAAGAAGUUAAUAUAAGCCUGUGUCUGUCGCAUGAGGUAACUGGGUGAGCCCCUCCCUGCAAUGAGAGCUGACGACCAGGUCACCAGCCCCCCCUCCUUCUGCAGUUGAUGGAUCUGCAGCUGGUUCAGAGAUGACAGACAGCGUCAGGGCCUUCCUCCGCAAUGUUGCGACGGGGAUCAAAGACUCCAUAUUGGGGAUUGGAACAAUUUCCAAGCUGGAUGCCCGCAUCCAGCAGAAAAGGGACGAGCAGCGGAGGAGAAGGGCCAGCGGGGCGCUGGCACAGAGACGGGCACAGAGUGAGGAGCGCAAACCGGACAAUGACCCCAAAGUAGCCAGCAGGAUUUUUCAGUGCUGUGCCUGGAAUGGAGGAGUGUUCUGGCUCAGUCUGUUUCUCUUCUACCGGGUAUUUAUACCACUGCUGCAGACUCUCACAGCAAAAAUCAUCGGUGACCCCUCCCUCCACGGCAGUGUGUGGUCCUGGUUAGAGUUCAUCCUGACCUCCGUCUUCAGUGCUCUCUGGGUUCUCCCUCUGUUCGUCCUCAGCAAGAUAGUCAACGCCAUCUGGUUCCAGGAUAUAGCUGACCUAGCGUUUGAAGUGUCUGGAUGUAAAGCGCAGUCGUUCCCCAGCGUCAGUAAGAUCAUCGCAGACAUGCUCUUUAACCUUCUUCUCCAGGCCCUCUUCCUCAUUCAGGGCAUGUUUGUUAGCCUCUUCCCCAUCGAUGCCAUUGGACAGAUGGUUAGCCUCCUCCACAUGUCUCUGCUCUACUCCCUGUACUGCUUUGAGUAUCGCUGGUUCAACCAUGGCGUUGAGAUGCACCAACGGCUGUCAAACAUCGAGAGGAACUGGCCCUAUUACUUUGGCUUUGGUUUACCCAUGGCGCUGCUGACCUCCCUGCCCUCCUCAUACAUCAUCAGUGGCUGCUUGUUCUCCAUCCUCUUCCCUCUAUUCAUCAUCAGCGCUAAUGAGGCCAAGACACCAACAAAGCUGUACCACUUCCAGCUACGCCUCUUCUCCCUGGUUGUGCUGAUCAGCAACAAGCUGUUCCACAAGACGGUCCACCUGCAGUCCUCCCUGACGUCGUCCGCCUCCUCAGAGAGGCUGUCGUCCCCCCACACCUCCCCGACCCGCCAGAGACCCCUCCCCACCCACUGAUGGAUAGGAGAUAGGGGAGCAAGUUGAUGAGUGGCUUCGCCCAGUGUCAAACAGUGAUGCUUCUCAGAUGGAUUUCCCUUUUAUUGAAGAUGAUAUGUGGUGUAGGACAAAGGGUUUACAUAUUUGUUUGUUUUUUAAUCUGAACCCUGUCCCUUUUGGUUAUUCAUAUGCCCACCAGACACAUUUUAUAGUGUGACACAAAAAUCGACUGCCCUUGUGCCUCACACUCAAAACACAUUAUAUACUCAGCUCUUGACUUGAUUUUUUUUCUUUUGUGAAUUUUCUUUCGCUCUUUUUUUUUUUGUAUAAUGUGCCAUUUGAGUGAUUCUCCUUUUAAUAAAUUACAGCACAAGAAAUCAUGUAGUUUUUCAAACUUGUGACGAAAGGAUUUUUUUCAACUGAAAGGGCUUGUUUGCCUUCAGAAGCAAAGCACAGUCUCGUUUUGCCUAGAGUACAUGUUUUCUUGAUGCUGGAAGUCACGUUCCUUCCUCGCAGAUUGAAUGUGUUGAAUGGUGUCCCGGAAUAACCUUGUAUAGUUAAAAGGCAGGCUUUUUUUUUUAUUUUUAUUUUUUUAAAUCUGUAAGAGCUUUGUUUUAGUAGAAUAUACAAAUCAGUUCAGGAGCUGCUACACAAAAAAGGAUUGGAGACCUUUGUAAUGGAAACUAAUAACAAAGUCACUGUUGUCGUGUGUGUCGAUGAAAAGGUUAGCUUGGUGUCUGAUCCCAAAUGAAGUCUCACUCCACUGUCGGAGGACAACUGUGUACAUGUUGCGUUUUUAGUCUGUGUGAAUUGAAUAGGUCAUAGGUGAGAUGACACUGCCAAACUGUUGCAUCUAUGUUUUGUUCAUGUCACUUUGACCACUACAAUGCUACUGUAGGCUCUGUAAUAGAUAAGGCUGGGCAUCGUUUUCAUUUGAACAAUUCGGAUUCCAAUUCGGAUUCUUUCUUUCUAAUCCGGUUCUUAUCGAUUCUCGAUUCCGAUUCUUGUGACGGGUGGAGUUGGAACCGGUCACAUGCUUAUUUGACGCUCAUUUGAUGAUAUUGAUGCUUAUUUUGUGCUCGGAUUCCAACCAAAUUACCCAAACGGAAUGGAAUCGUUUAUUUUUUUUAUUUUUAUUGGAAUCGUUUUUAAAACGAUUCCAAGUUUGAGCCGGUACUCAAUGCCCAAUCCAAGUAAUAAUGGAGUCACAUAGUUAAAGUCUUUGUAUCUUAACAAAAUGGGUGAUCAGCCUUGACCCGCUCGCUCUAGUUUUCCCCUAGAGAGCUGAAGCGAAUAUAAUUGGUCCCUACAGACCAUGGGCUGUGUGAUUUCUGUGCUGUAUAUAAUGUCAAUACAUCCUGAAUGUGCAACCCAGAAGCCCACCACCAUGCAGCUACCCAUUCACCAACCUUUCUCUCACUCAGUCAUCACAGCUCAUGGCCAUGGGG